UUGGAUGAAUUUUCCCUGGCUUCUUUCAUCGAGCUUGCAUGGAUAACUGUCAGAUAAUUGGAAAGGGAGAAAUAACUAGCUAACUAAGUAUGGUGGAGAAUCGGUGUGACUUCGAACGCAGCGCUUGACCUUUAUUCGGACAGAGUGGCUCGAUCAGCUGAUGUCUCUCUUAGCCGGGUAGCUGCCAUUUUCAGGUCAAUCGAGGUAUCUUUCAAACUUGUCGCGAGCUUAAGAUGGCAAGCUGAAUAAUUAAAUGUACACUCUAUCGACAGCCCGAUAGGAUGGAAAUGGAGAGGAAUACGGCGUGUCUUCUACUCGGCGGUGGUAUAAUUUGAGUUAUAAUGGCUGAUUCUAGAGGGAUGGAAAGAGGUAGACUAAGGAUUACAUCAGAUUCCUCUCCUAGAGGCGCAUAUCCACAGCAGUACAUUCACCCUGGCACUCAGCAGGGCAUAGACAUUCAAGAGCUCGCCUCCAAGCGAGUCGACAUUCAGAAGAAACGCUUCUAUUUGGACGUAAAACAGAGUGCGCGGGGGCGAUUCCUCAAAAUUGCCGAGGUUUGGAUUGGGAGAGGCAGACAUGAUAACAUCCGAAAGAGCAAGCUGACACUCUCUAUGUCAAUGGCACCCGACCUGAGGUAUAGCCUUGGAGACUUCAUAGAUUAUUAUGCUCACAUUGGGCUGCGCGGUGGCCAGGUGCCACGACCGGAGGAGCAAAGCAAUGGCCAAGGCCGUCCGCAUGAACCUCGUAGAAGACAGCAGGAUCACGCACCACCAGUCUCUCCCACCGGUUCAGCAGUAUCGGAAGAGCAUACCCAUCGGGUACUGAAAAGUGAAUUAAUUGAGAGGGACAACCGCAAAUACUAUCUAGACUUGAAGGAGAAUCAACGGGGCAGGUUCCUGCGCAUCAGGCAGAUUGUCAGCAGAGGACAUGGUACCAUGGGAUACUACGGCCAGGGAAUAGAACAGACCAUAGUGUUGCCAGCACAAGGGCUUAUCGAAUUCAGAGAUGCACUCUCACAACUGAUAGAAGACUACGGCGAUGAAGACACUGAUGAACGUAGCAGAGUUGCCAGGAACCACGACGAAUCUCCCGAGCUUCCUGAGGCAGCAUCAUUUCGAGUUGACAAUAAGCGCUUCUAUUUCGACGUUGGUUCCAACAGGUACGGUGUAUUUUUAAAGAUAAGCGAGGUACGACAGCCAUACCGUAACACCAUCACUGUUCCUCUCAAAGCCUGGGCUAGAUUUGGAGAAAACUUCAUUAGGUACGAGGAGGAAAUGCGGCGGAUUUUCUCGUGUCACAAAGAGAAGAGGACAGAGGCGCGCGCAGAUAGUGAAGAACAAGAGGAUUGAUGACAGCGCACCAUGAUUUGAUUGAGGCUCCUGGAAAAAAGCGGAACAUGACAGUAACCUCUAGUUUAUACAAUAUCUUUUCAGAUAAUUUACCUCUUAAUCUGUACUGUACAAAACUGUACUUAGUUGUUCUAAUUUCGUUGAUCUCUAGGUCAGUUAAAGUCUGUCAGAAUGUGCAGGCCCAAGGCAACCUCACCGACGUAAGGAACCAAUAGGGACCACUUCAUGUUUAGACAUUUGGGCAUGUCUCAAACGGUAGAUAUUUGCUGUAGUAGAUAUUCCCACAAAAAUCAAUUUUUUGUCCCCAUUUAGAAAAACUGCUACUGAUGCGCCACCUGAUGGUUUUGAGAUAAUUUACCUGUCAAUUUUCAGGCAUGGUUGUCUAUAACCGUCAAUAACAAUGCACUGAGCGCACAGUGUGAUAGUUAAUUAUUCAAUUGGGAAUGAUUUGCCCACACUGAUAACCCGAUAUCAUACCAAUUCACAAUUGUCUAUAGGCUUCAAGCAGUCAUUUAUUGUGAGAUAGUGAAUAAUAUAUGAUGCAAGCAGAUAGUGAGUAAUAUGAUGUAAGCAGAUGUCAAUCAAGAGAAAUGUUGAUCAAUGGUGAAAGUCUAUAUGCCUUUGUUUCUCUGCUGCUAUUAAAAUAAUGUCCAAACCAAGAAUAGGCUAGUUCACAGGGGUUAGUAACAGACACUCUAACAGGUUAACAUUGCUGAUGAACAGUCUGUCCUUAGCCUUAACAAUCUGCUUAUGGUGGCUUGGUGUCUCCUAAAUGACUAAGCAACGCAAAGCCUUUUAUUAAACAAUUUGGAUACUUGAAAGAAAUAUAACUUUGCCCCUAAACCUUGGUCAAAUUCAUGGCAUUAUAGUUCACUUUAGCAAUUGUGAGUAAAUUUGCAGUACAGUUUUUUAUAUAUGGAAUUUAACCAUAGCUUGUGAAAUCAUGUGCAAUGUUUGAGCUGAGCAUUUUUGCCCAUGCUCUCAAUUUAGCUAAAAGCCAAUGGAAAAAACCUUUCUCAGAAGAUUUUACAUUUCUUUCGUGAAUCAUGUAUAAAAAUUAUGAUCCAUACAUGUGCAGCUUCAUUCAAGCAGCGGGUUUUAAAAAAAGAAAAUGAUGCAAAACUGGAACAAUGAAGCUUUUUGAUUUGCUGUGCAUACAAUAUAGUUGUAGUUGCAUUACCGAAUUCCUACUUUAACUGAAGCUGUUGAUUUUUAUACCGUUAUAGGCUAAUUUCAAGCAGCCACCAUUACCCUCAGCGACACCACAACAAAACAAGGCCUUCCAAGUAAUAAGUCAAUGGGCAUCAUUCAGAUGCUAGGUUUUACAGUGCUUAAGCAAGUCCUGGGGGACAUUAUACAAUGACUAAAAUAUUGAGUGCUUUUCACAAGGUUUGGCAGUUAUUCUGUUAAUUCACAAAGAUGACAAUUUUCAUUGGACAAAUCGUAUAUCAAUAACACAGUGAAUGCAAGGCCCCUAUUAUAUAGUUUGACCUAUUUGAAAAUAAUGGCAAGUUUCAGUUAGGCUAUUAACAUGUUCUGGGAUAUCCAGUGUAUGUGUGAAUGAGUGGUAGAGAAAGUUGAAACAUCAGGUAGAUAACAACAAGAGACAGCUGAAUCAUACACACAUAAACACACAGAGCUGUGUCUAUAGCGACAAAAUGGAUUUUUGAUCUGUGAUUGUGAUUCAGCAAACAUUUAUGAUUCCCAUCGCUAUCACAGUCAGUUCUUCCUCUUUUUUUUUGUUGAAUUUUCUGAAAUUGGGAAGAUAAUUUUGAAGAUCACUACAGACAUAUUUUACAUUUAUAAAGGAAUACUGGUUUGUUUCGUCUACCAAUACACAUAAAUGUACAUUUUAUCAUGACAGUGAUAUUUAUGGGUGGUAGUACACACAAACACUCAGCCUGAUUUAUAUAUAGAUUCUAUUAAGGGCUUCAAUGCACUCAGUAGUUUUGUAAAAGGGCAUUACAUUCUACCUGAUUCCUCUGUUCUACAGAGCGAUGCAUUUUUAGUCCACAUUUUUUUGUAGCAUUGAUUGCAUCUGCUAUGAAAAAAAAAAAAAAACAGAUGAAUUAAGUGCUCUGGAGAGAAAUGUGCAUUGACCUCAGCUCUUAUCAUCUUUACAAGUAUAUAUAUAACUUUUUCAUGCUGUUGUCAAUGUUAAGUCCAAGUUGGUUUCCAAUUUUUGAAAAUGUGAUACUGUAAAGAGUGACCUUCCUGUGUUGUAGCUCUAUGUUUGUCCACAUGGAUUGCUAACAGAAAAUCGAGGAUAAGGAUCCACAUGUUGCUUUACAUACUUUACUUUGAAUUUGGCCGUGGCAGCCUCUGGUAGGGGUAGUAUUUGAAAUUCAUAUCCGUUUUAACCAUCAACUCAAACACCAUGUGGAAAACAGUUGCAUGAGAAGCACAAGAUAUACUUGUGAGGUCACUGAGAGAGCACGGAUUCUUGUUCAUUUGAGAGUUUUGUAAGAAAAGAAAAAAAGAGAAGUAAUGACAAAUAUGCUUAUAGAAAAUGCAGACACCAAACGCCAUUUGAAUACUUUUUAAAGCACAAAUAUUCCCCCAGAUAUCAGAGAAAAAAAUAUAAUUUUCUUUUCUUUAUUAAUUUCUAUACUAACAGGUUUGUGGAAAUGGUGUGGUGCAUACACUGAUAACAUGUCAAUGUCUGUCUGAGAAAUAAUCACUUUGUGCUUCUAUUAUCAAAAGAGAGCGACUACUUUCAACGUCAUUCAAUAAUAUUUAAUAUUUAUGACACAUUCCUCUUAAUGUUUUAAAUCAAUCCAUACUAUUUUGCUUUUCUGUCUUUUACAGAAUUUGUGUAUGCACACAGGCCAUGUUCACACCAGUUAAUUUAAGUCUGCACCUGAAAUAUGCUAUAAAUAUAAUUCCCAGAGGUUGAACAGCACUUCCAAGAGGAAGCACUUUAAGAGCACUUUCUUUCCAUCUUUGAUGGCUUUACUUUGAAUAGGGUGCCAACAGAAGCCCGUUAACAGACAAUCCUGUUCUUUGUCGGCCAGGCCACAUAUAUUUAAUUUCAACACAGAACACCCAUAUUGCCAAGUAAAAUCACGUAUAGCAGCACCUCAAGUUAAGCUGACUCACGUCUUGGUGCUAUUGAGUGUCGUUCAGCCUCUUUAACAGAGUGUGACAGCACGAGACAAGAGGAAAUUAGAGUUCCCUAUACUACACAAAAAAAGACAAAACAAAAAAUGACGCCUGUACAUCUAAAAUGGAGGUCCGUCUAUAAAAUUGGACCACACAGUGCAAUCUAGACUAUGGCUGUGCAUACUUACUUAUUUUUGUAAUAAGGGCUGCUCCAGUAGCUAUGCCUUCUUCAUAGAGCAGAUUGCUACCUUAUAGCGUUGUCAUAUACCAAUGGGUUACUUAAAUGACUUGAGUGUUGAAGCUCUGUGAAACUAUGGAAAACAAUCUAUAUAUAUUCUUAUUUAGUCAUAAAAAAAUGAAUGAUAGAUUUGUUGUGUAGGUUUAGAUAGUAGGCUAAAUCAGGGCAUUGAACAGAAAAACAUGUAAAAGUAUAGUACAGCCUCACAGUGAUUGCUGUGGAAGGCAUCAAAACUUAAAAGAAGAGACAUAUGUAGGUUUUAAAUAAAGCAGUGCAUUUACCUGAACCUACAAGGCUAUGAAAGAUGUGUCUUAAGUUAUCUUUGCACGAGUCAAUAUGGGUAGACAAUAUCAGCUUAACAAACAAGCAAGCACUUUAAAAUGUGUGCACAUGGGGUGCCCUCUCCUCAACAACAACAAAAAGAAAAAAGACAUGUAUUAAGAUAUAUUUAUAAUACAAUUUCAUUUGAUUUUAUGUUCUCAGUAUUUGUAUGUGCUGAUUUAAAAAAAAACUAUGUUUUAUGUCAACAAAGUGGAACUGCCUUUAUUAUAUCAUGGACGUAUUAAGGAAGCGAGGGGGAAUCAGUGUUUAGCUGCUAUUCCAUUCUAACUCAGUGGUAUCUAGCCACCAAAAAUGAUCAGAUUCCCCGAUUGAUUUCAGAUCAGCUAUGAACCACACAUCAUGAGCGGAAAAAAGGGUUCUUAUUUGGUCAAAAAGCAAUCAUAUCCUCUCCCAGCACUUGAAUAUAAAUUUGAUUCGGACUGUUACUAUUUUGACCCAUUUUGACCCAUAAGCCUUAGUCUUUACAAUUUGAUUGUAUGGAUUUAGAUUAGGUUGGUCUUCACGUUCCCAAGACCUGAUAGUUCAUGUGCUGAAGUGAAUCAUCUACCCAUUUUCCUCAGCAGUUCAAAGGAGAGUUCUACUGUGCAAAACAUAAAUGGUUGUUACAUAUUAACAAAUAACAAAAGUCACAUCUAUUCAGUGACAAUUAAGGAUUAGGUCACAAUGUAUGGCCUACUUACAUGUGUUACUAAUUGAUAGUUGUGUCGGUAGUGUGCUGUGAAAGUUUCGGAUAUGAAGAAGCUUGGUUUUUCUUUUUUUGCUUUAUAUUUAUCAUACCAUUUCUGCAGACGUGAAUGGGGAGUUAGAAUAAUAAAUGUUUGAUAAAGAUUUUCUUUUUCCUCUCAAAGAAAUGGUGAUACAAAGGUGUUUUGGUGUAUCUUUGGAUAAUGUAAUGUAUAACAUUAGCGUGUCCUAUUAUAGUCUCCUAGAGUAUUAUAAGACUCAAAACAAGAAAGCAAUUGUUCGGUAUUGUAGCACUUUCUUUAAUGUGUGUACUGUAUCAGUUUAUGUUCUUCAUGUAUGGUACCAUAUGAAUAAUUAUUAAUUGCCUUGUAAUUGUUUGUAAAAGGUUGCAAUGUAGGAUAUGUAUCUGAAGAAAAUCUGAAGUUUUUGAAGUUCGUGCAUGCCAACAGUUGGGUCCAAACAAAACAAAAAGAAGUUUUAACAUGGUGCUAUAUUAUACAAUAUAAAGGUGCUUAUAUGGACUCCAGCUGCAUGCAUGUUGAGUGAAAAAAGUAAAGUAGAGAAUAAACUUGAAGUUAGAUGUUGUGGUUAUACCACAAAUAAAUGAAAAAAAAAAAUACAAAAUGUCCUCCCUGAACACAAAGUGGCUUAGUGUAACUGUAAAUUGCAGACACACUGGCAAGUAGGGUCAAGACCUCAGAGCUGAUCAAGACAUUACCUACACUGUACACUUGUUUGCAGAGCUGUUUGCACUGGAACCAGGGGUGCGUUUGUUAUCACAGCACUUUCUAAAAUCGUCUUGUAUCUCUGGCCAAAACGGCGGUUUGUGUUCCUGGCCGGACUGACAUUCCCAGCCACUUGCUGACAACUUCAGAGCAGUCGUGAACGAGAGACCCCGCCCCACGCCACACCCCAAGCUCCCCUCCCAGCCAAAGGAAAAUAGAGAUCAGUCAAACAAUGCCUGUUUACAGUUACCCAGCCUCUGUGUGUAAACUCCAAAAGAUCAGUAGACAAUCUAAUGAAAUUAUACAACUUUUUUUUCACGCUUCUGAUUCAAAUGUUUUGUGUUUUUUAAAUAGUUUUUAUGUAUUCCACAGUGAAGAGCAAAGUCUGUCUUGAACUGAGUUAAGGGUGCAAGUGUAAAGGUUUUUAAAACAAAGGAAACGUGCAGAUAUGUUGGUUGUAUGUACCAUUGUUCAUUUUAUUUUACUGUUGAAUAAAAAUCUGAAAAAGUGCCUUGUUUUCCAUAAAUGUUGCACACUAGCCCCCCACACCUCUGUUAUACCCUAAACCUCAACAUCUGAGGUAGGUCUUUGUAUGACUUCAUAUGCUUUUCACACAAAAUCUGU
Molecule: messenger RNA, 7064 nt
Organism: Sardina pilchardus (European sardine)
Lineage: Eukaryota; Metazoa; Chordata; Actinopteri; Clupeiformes; Clupeidae
Gene: purg
Product: purine-rich element binding protein G
Exons: 1
Coding region: 342-1349 (335 amino acids)
Biological process (GO): regulation of transcription by RNA polymerase II
Cellular component (GO): nucleus
Molecular function (GO): DNA-binding transcription factor activity, RNA polymerase II-specific; purine-rich negative regulatory element binding; RNA polymerase II transcription regulatory region sequence-specific DNA binding
Source: RefSeq, a predicted model, not a curated record